Molecule: messenger RNA, 4977 nt
Organism: Dalotia coriaria
Lineage: Eukaryota; Metazoa; Arthropoda; Insecta; Coleoptera; Staphylinidae
Gene: Eip74EF
Product: Ecdysone-induced protein E74
Exons: 8
Coding region: 691-2265 (524 amino acids)
Biological process (GO): cell differentiation; regulation of transcription by RNA polymerase II
Cellular component (GO): nucleus
Molecular function (GO): DNA-binding transcription factor activity, RNA polymerase II-specific; sequence-specific DNA binding
Source: RefSeq, a predicted model, not a curated record
GACGAAUCGCGCGCGCACUCUCCGCACACUCAGCCGAUACCGCGUCUUUGCAAAGCGCGCUAAAACUACGCGCAACAUUGCCAAAACUAUGCUCCAACUUUGCAUCGAUCACAAAAACUCACAGACAAUCGUGCUGACACAACCAGCAUCCAAUCAAACCUGAAAAUGACACUCAAAUAAAAAUGCAACCCGAUUAACAUUCAACCUGUAUGGAUUAUAUUUUGCUAUGCUAUCAUGCGAAGGACUUAAUUAGAGUUUAGUGAUUAGUGAUAAGACUCGAAUUGGAUUAUAACAAUGUGUGACAGUGAUGAUCAACUGUUAAUAACUCAGUGACUUACAAGAAUAAUUUAGUUUGUGGCAAAUCAGUGAGAGUGUUUACCAUACUUGGAUUAUUUUAUCGAUCAACAAUGUCAUACGCAUAUCUGCAUUGAUACAACCUAUAAACAAUUUGGACCAGUUUUGAGCACUCUGGAUGCACCAGAGAUAAGGUGCUGUCGGAGCGUCAGCGUUCAUGUGUCGACAAAAGUUCGAUAUCUAUCGCGAAAUCUCACGAUCUUUGUUAAAAGCCAAUUGCCUUGACGGACGCGCAACUUUUGGGGGAUAAGUCGGGGCAGCAAGUUUUGGACCCAAGCAGCGUCCCUCAGCCGCGCAACCGUGGCGGGGACCCACGUCCUGGGGGCCGUUUCGCCCAUGUCGCUGGCGAUGCCCUUUAUUGACAACGACCUGCUUUGGUGUCCCGACAACGAUGGCAAAAUGGUCGAUUUGUCUUCCUGCCUGCAGGAUGCAUCAGUUGCAAUUGGGCAACAAAAUGGCGCCGCCGGAGGCGGGUUGGGUGAAUUGUCCCAGUCUGACCUCUCAAGCCUGGUGCCGCCGAUGCAGGAGGAUCAAAAUCACAUGCCCGACACCGAAGACAUUUUCAAGCAUCUCAAUGAUCCCACAUUUGAGUUGGACAACCUACUGAAUGAAUUUAAUGCUCAAGAAAUUAAGCAAGAAGAAAAUAACAAUAAUGUGCCGAAUAUGGAUCACACGGUGAGCAGUUCGAAUUUGAACCAAAAGAAUCCGCAACAGGUGAUGUUGGAGAUGCGUUCCACGGCUAUUAAAUUUACUAUAGCCGCCGCCAACCCGUUGCUGGCGGAAAAAUUAGCAGCGCCAACUACAAACGGUCAGCAUCUGCACAAUUUAAAUACUCCACAACAACGGCAACAGAUGGCGCAGCUGACACCAAAAGUUGAAAAAGACAAUAGCGAAGUAGUUUUCAAUCAUUUGUCACCAUCUCCGCCACCCCCGAGUAAACUACAUCGUUCAGCUGAAGCAAAUCGCGCAUUACUCCAUGGCAUCCUCUCCGGCCAGCAUCCGAACUUACAUCAUGCGCACGCCCUCAUUACGGCGCCCAGAACGUACUCAACGACAACCGGUUCAUUACCACCAUCUCCGGCGGACUCUGGUGUUUCGGACGUGGACAGCUCAUCUAGUGGUCACACCUCCACCGACGAGCUCAAAGCACGCCUGCAACCCUCUGGCUCGUUGGGUCCUCAUUCACCACUCGGCUAUCAUCACAACCAGCAAUUCCUCACGCCCUAUCACUAUCCCACCGGACAGCAGCAUCGCUCGCAUCUCUCGCACCCGCAGCAUCAUUAUGCGUCGGUGCGGACGCCAAUACCAGACAGUUACAGCAGCUACCUAACCACCCUGCAGCAGCACCACAACCAAGUACAAUCCACACACCACAUGCAGGCCUACCACCACCAUCAGGGCGGCAUGCACUCAUUUGCCACACCUUCUGCCCCUUCGCCACCGAACAACCGUCACGCCAUCCCCACGUCGGUAAUACAGCAGCCGACGUCGAGUGUAAACGACGAGCUCUCCUACAUGUUGGAGCUUGGGUUUCCUCCGCGUAAAUUGAAGAAAGUCAAAAAGCCGAAGGCAGGUGAACCUGGAUCUGUCAAACGUAAGAGUCGUGAAGGUUCCACCACGUAUCUCUGGGAGUUUCUGCUCAAGCUUCUGCAGGAUCAUGAAUAUUGUCCACGUUACAUCAAGUGGACGAACCGCGAGAAGGGCGUUUUUAAGCUGGUUGAUUCCAAGGCGGUAUCACGGCUUUGGGGAAUGCACAAGAAUAAACCGGAUAUGAACUACGAGACGAUGGGAAGAGCACUGCGCUACUAUUACCAGCGAGGCAUCCUCGCCAAGGUGGACGGUCAGCGACUGGUCUAUCAGUUCGUCGAUGUGCCGAAGGAUAUCGUCGAGAUUGAUUGCACUGGCGCGUGAACACGCACCCUCUCGAGAGUGCUGUCAAGUCUCGAUAAGUACAAGGAUGGCAUUGUCCGCGACGAGAGUAUUUAUUUCGAAUUCGUACUCCACCGAUCACACCCACGCACAUCACCUAGAAACCCACUACCAGAACGUCAUACGUCACCACCAUCACAGUCGGAUCUUGCGACAUUAAAAGACAUAGAAUUUAAUAUUAAUACUUGAAGUUACAACGAUUUUAGCAUUCGUAAGAUGAUGUUAGAUCUCACGUUUAUUGGUAAUUGGUAAAAGCCAGUGGCGAGGAUAGGAAAAGAAGAUGGUUGUGAUAUAUGAAAUGAAACAUGGCGCCGGACAAUAAGAACAUGCAGCAAACACGGUUUAGGGAUGCGUUGAUGAAUAUUGAUGAGUUAAUUAAGUUAGGCACACAACAAGGCAACGUUUUUUGCUCAUUGCUGAAAUUUGCGAAUUUCAAUAUGAUAUUUAAUUUGGUUACCAUUAAAUUAUUAAACUAUGAAAUUUUGAUGUUAAGGAAUUGGAAUUCAAAUGUGAUAAAACAAAAAGAAACGAUAAGACAAGGUAUUUUUGGGAUAGAUUUUUAUAAGAAGCGAAUUACACAAAAGUCGAGACAAUGGUUGGUGCUGAACUAUUGUAGGAAAUGAGACUGCGCGAGGUGCCUGGACAUUUUUUAAACAAAAAUGUUAAUCAAAUGUAGAUCGCGUGCGGUUAGGGUUUUGGCUAACGAGAUAACUUAACGUCAAUAUUUUUUAACAUUUUCGAGCAGCAAGUGGCCAAGGUGCAGAAGACGCCGAUUAUGAAAUGAGAAUACGUGCUGGUUAGGAAUAAAGUCAAUAAGGUAUGAAUUUUAACUUUUAAAAACGGAAAAUUACCAACUCUUAGCUCUCUUUGAACAUAAACUACUACGCAUAUUUUAAUACUAAAUAGUCUAUGAUAAGGAAGUAAGUUCUAAGUGUUUUAAUAAAUGUGGCUCAUUUAAAUGUGGAACGAAUUGAAAUCAGGCGAAAUUACGAAAAUUGAUCUCAGAUGUACACAAACUUAAAAAAAUGCAAACUCAUGGUGGCGGAGACCAAAAUUUUAGCUAAUACCCCUUCUCCUCUUUUACCUUACUGCUACUCUUUGAUGAAAUUAACUUAAUUCGCUCUGCGCGGCACAAUUGGGUCAAUUUUUUAAUUAAUUAAAUUAAUUUCUUAUUUAUUUUACGUGUCUACUAAGUGUACAUUCUGUAUAGUAUUUAUUUAUAAAAAAACCGCAGGAUUUCGUGUUUUUAAGAUGCAUCACAAACGCCCCAAGCACGGAGUAAAAAUUAUUGAUUGUUAUUAACUGUUGUAACGUUCUGUGAUUUGUAACUACAACUUAGUUUAAAUAUUAGGUUCCCGUUCUCAGACAACAUUAAACGAAAUUACAAUUACAGCUGCCUUACACACACACACACACCCACCCACACUUACAAACACACGUAUGAUGGUGUGUUGAUAACAAUUUGGUGAUGCAAAAAAUUACAACACAAACAACUACAUUAAAUCGUACCUCUUUCAAGUGUCUUCAUUAGUAAAAUUUAAAAUAAUGAAAUUUCAACACGCCAAACAAACAAUUGUGAAACAAACUCAGUGCAACAGUUCAGGAAACUUAAAGAAAAUUAUUAUAUGAUAUUAUGCGAAAGUAUAGAGAUCUAUAUUUAUAAAAUAUAUAACGACAAACGUGACAGAGAGUAAAUUAAAUGUAAAAGAAACAAAAACUGUUGAUCGAACCCAGGAUUCAAACUCAGUGGACAUUUUAUAAUUACGGUAUAUGUAUGUAAUACAUAUUUUUGAAGGUGUUUUUGGAAAAAACGCACAAUAAUUCACUCUAGAGUUUAAAUACUUUUAUAAAACUACCGGAUAUUGAAUGUAUCAAUGUACUGUAAAUGUUUGCGUCCAACACAAGAUUCUACUCUCAUCCCGCAUUCUAGACUUCUUCUACUCAUCUACAAAGUCGUUGUGUAUAUCCUUGUUGAAUGUUGAAACACCCCCAAUGCGUAAUGUAGGCACUAGUUAGAAUGUAGUUACAUUGAUUUGUACUUGACAAACAUCUUUGAAUUCUUUUUGCAUUUUUGUACGAUUUCUACAAAACCAAAAUGUUGAUUGGUUCUAUUUUGCUAUGUAUUUUUCGUAUGCAUUUUUUAUUUCUUCUCAGACACAAUCACAAACAGUAAAUAUGGAUUUAUAAUCGUUACAUAGUUAAAUAGUUGAAUAGAAAGAGGACACGUUAAUUAAACGUAUUCAUUAAUUAAUUACGAAAGCGUACAGAUUUAAAUAAAUGUAAAACGAUGAUGCAGAACAUGCCGAGGCGAAGACCUGUUGCGAAGAUAACAUGGAAAUAAUGUCAAUCAAUAAUUGCCGAAUCUUUGAUAGAUUUGACGAGAAUUGCGAGAUGUGUGCGAAAUUGUUUGGUGAUAUUUGAAAACAGAGAUGUUAAUUGUAUAUAUAGGAAUUUAAUUAAAUUGUAAUUAUAAUUAUAAAUAUAUAAAUAUAUAUUAUACAUAUAUCCCAGAAUCACUAUGAUGGAGUAUAUUGCAAGAUGAGAAAACAUUUUUUAAUUGAUUAUGAUUAUAUGAUACUGUAUAGAUUUAUUAAAUAUGAUAGGAUUUAAAUUGGAAGUACUUUUAUUAUAUAUAAAUAGUUUAUUAUUGUAAUAUUUUGUCUUAUAAAUACUACUAAUGUAGUUGAUAAUUAA